This is a messenger RNA of Trifolium pratense (red clover), 1483 nucleotides long. RefSeq lists its product as uncharacterized. The coding region runs from base 841 to 1410 and encodes 189 amino acids. NCBI's taxonomy places the organism in Eukaryota, Viridiplantae, Streptophyta, Magnoliopsida, Fabales, Fabaceae. The record is from RefSeq and is a predicted model, not a curated record. The transcript has 8 exons.
GGUUUUUUUAAGUUUUUUUUUUUAAAAAAUAAAAUAAACUCCAACUCUCUCUCUCUCUCUCUCUCUCUCUCUCUCUCUCUCAGUGUUCUCGCAAAUGUUGUUCAAACAAUGAUUUGAAUUUAUCAUUUCUCUUAUUAUGUAUAGAUAGAUGUAUAGAUAUAUAUGAGUGAUGAAUAUUGUGAUAGAAAGAAAAGUUUACCCAAAUUGAAAAAUUUAUCAAUUCAGUUCCCAAAUUUCAGAUUCGUCUUCUACAGAAUUCAGUUCUCAAAUUUCAGUUGAGUUGAGUUUAGUUCCUAAAUUCCAAAACCCUAACAAUGAAUAGUUCAGUUUAGUUCUUCUUCCGAGUUUAGUUCUCCGAAUCGCUCUUCGCUCGCUCUCCACCUACACGACACGCUAUACUUUGUUCUUCCUUCCAAAGGUGUGUAUCUGCAUCGUCGUUGUAUCUGCAUCGCCGUGGUCGACACAAUCUGAUUGGCACAUACUUCAAAUUGCUUCAGAGCAAACAAGAGUGACCUGUGCAGCUGUACUAUAAAAGAAGUGCACAAGAAGAUGUCAAACCUAAACGGUUGAGAGGUCCAACAAGAUUGUUAGAUGUAUGGGACAUGGCGGGUGGUGAUGUUAUAAUUGUUAAUUUGGACAAGUAUGGUUGUCCUGUAGAUGACGAACUGUAGAUGACGAAGGGUCAACUCUUACUUGUUUCAUAGGCAGCAUGGUUCGAAGGCAUCAAUAUGCUUCACUCAAUUACAGAUCUUGGAAAGACAUGUCUGAUAAGGAGAAAGAAACCAUGUUGGAUGUAAUGCAGUUAAUUAAUAAAAUAAAAAAUUAGAGGGUAUUACACUUAUGGAUACGACAAGAGAAGAACUUCCUGACACAAUGGCUGCAAUUCGAUUAUCCGGUAUGGAAAUUAGUGACGUAAUCAAUGAACUCGGUGAUCUUGGACAAGAGAUUACCCAAGGUGUUAAAAGCUCCACUCGCGUGGUUCGCUCCGCGGAGGAAAGGUUUCGCCGUUUAACCACUAUGAUACCUUCUUCUUCUUCUUCAGCUUCACUGCAGGGAAUGGAAUACAGCCCCAAAACUGAGCCUGACUCGGGCGCGCUUGCGGUGGCAAGAACUGCUAGGGGCACGAGAGAGGGUAUUAUCAAGGGUCGUGGUAUGUUGAGGAUGUUUUUCUCCCUUGCCCAAUUUUCAAGUUUUGCUCUCAAAUUCAUUACUGGACAUGGAAAAAGGUUCCAAAUGCCUCUAGUGCCCCUUGCCAAACGAAUUAUCUUAAUCCGGACACUAAUGAAGAUGAUGGCACCGAUGAACAUGAACAAGAGGAAGAUUAUCCGCGUUUUGUAUAAGAUCCAAGAUAUUUGUAAUUUUUAUUACAUUUUCUUUAAAUAUUACAUGAUACUUUUAGUUUUACAUUAGUUUGACAUGUUUGUAAGACUUGGUGAUAAAUUUAUAAAUAUAUUGAAGGGUCCAUUUGAUUUUGCUUCAUAAA